Molecule: messenger RNA, 2580 nt
Organism: Odobenus rosmarus divergens (Pacific walrus)
Lineage: Eukaryota; Metazoa; Chordata; Mammalia; Carnivora; Odobenidae
Gene: PCGF2
Product: polycomb group ring finger 2
Exons: 11
Coding region: 234-1268 (344 amino acids)
Biological process (GO): negative regulation of transcription by RNA polymerase II
Cellular component (GO): PRC1 complex
Molecular function (GO): promoter-specific chromatin binding
Source: RefSeq, a predicted model, not a curated record
CGCCGCCGGAGCGAGCGACACGGCUGCGGCCCCCCUCCCCUCCCUUCCCUCCCUCCCUCCCAUCCCCCCCUCCCCGAGACCCACCGGACCCCGAACCCAGAUGGCCGAAAUGGAUUCCCCCUUUUAGCGAUUUGGCGUCUCCCUCGACCACCACCUCUUUGUGCCGCAGCCCCCUCGCAGACCUGCUCCCGAGGGUGACGCCCCCCAGGCCCCCUGCCCCCCACCCCGGCAUCAUGCAUCGGACCACACGGAUCAAAAUCACGGAGCUGAAUCCGCACCUUAUGUGUGCCCUCUGCGGGGGGUACUUCAUCGACGCUACCACCAUCGUGGAGUGCUUGCAUUCCUUCUGCAAAACCUGCAUCGUGCGCUACCUGGAGACCAACAAGUACUGCCCCAUGUGUGACGUGCAGGUCCAUAAAACCAGGCCGCUGCUGAGCAUCAGAUCUGACAAAACCCUCCAAGACAUCGUCUAUAAAUUGGUCCCUGGGCUUUUUAAAGAUGAGAUGAAACGGCGGCGGGAUUUCUAUGCAGCGUACCCCCUGACUGAAGCCCCCAACGGCUCCAAUGAGGACCGCGGCGAGGUCCUGGAGCAGGAGAAGGGGGCUCUGAGCGACAAUGAGAUUGUCAGCCUCUCCAUCGAGUUCUACGAAGGUGUCAGGGACCGGGAUGAAAAGAAGGGCCCUCUGGAGAAUGGGGACGGGGACAAGGAGAAGACAGGGGUGCGAUUCCUGCAGUGCCCAGCAGCCAUGACCGUCAUGCAUCUCGCCAAGUUUCUUCGCAACAAGAUGGAUGUGCCCAGCAAGUACAAGGUGGAGGUUCUCUAUGAGGAUGAACCACUGAAGGAGUACUACACCCUCAUGGAUAUUGCCUACAUCUAUCCAUGGCGGCGGAAUGGCCCUCUCCCCCUCAAGUAUCGGGUCCAGCCGGCCUGCAAGCGGCUCACCUUGCCUACAGCGCCCACCCCCUCGGAGGGCACCAACACCAGCGGGGCGUCUGAGUGUGAGUCAGUCAGCGACAAGGCUCCCAGCCCUGCCACCCUGCCGGCCACCUCCUCCUCCCUGCCCAGCCCAGCCACCCCUUGCCAUGGCUCUCCCAGCUCCCACGGGCCCCCGGCCACCCACCCUACCUCCCCCACUCCCCCUGCGACAGCCAGUGGGACCACCACAGCUGCCAACGGGGGUACCUCGAACUGCCUGCAGACACCAUCUUCCACCAGCAGGGGGCGCAAGAUGACUGUCAACGGAGCUCCUGUGCCCCCCUUAACUUGAGGAAAGGGACCCUCUCCCUCCUUUUCCAGCCAUGCCUCUCCACCCCUCCACUUUUUCUGGGCCCCUUUUCCACCUCUUCUACUUUCCCCAGCUCCUCCCGCCUUAGGGGUGGGGGGUGGGUUUUAUAAAUAAAUCUAUAUAUAUAUGUACAUAGGAAAAACCAAAUAUACAUACUUAUUUUCUAUGGACCAACCAGAUUAAUUUAAAUGCCACAGGAAACAAACUUUAUGUGUGUGUGUAUGUGUGGGGGGUGGAGUGUUCAUUUUUAGGAGGUCUUGUGUAAUUUGCCCUGCUCUCAUUUUGGGGGUGCCUGGAGGUGGACUGGAGGGGCCACCUGAGGCUCAGUAAAGCUCCGCUCCAUCCUCCUUCCGUUUCCCAAGGCAGAUGGGGUGUUCCGGGAGCCCUACCAGCCCCCAAAGCUUUAGGCACAACUCCAGCUGGCCGUGUAUGGGGUCUGCCCUCUCUGCCCCCAUCUCGGCUGCUGUCCCGCCCCUGCCAGUGCCCCCUGCCCCCAUUGUUGAAUGUCCAGAGAAUCGCUAAGACAGUGCCUUUUACAAAUGCAGUUUAUCCCCUGGUUCUGAGGAUUGAGUGGGUGGUAAAGAUGCAUCUCCCUUACCUCCUCUUCUUGCAGUGGAAACUUUGUGCAAAGAAUAGAUAGUUCUGCCCCCCCCCCCACUCCCCCACCCCUAUGUGUGUGGCCUUUGCAUCAUUUAUCUUGUGGAAGAGAAGAUUCAGGGCACGGGAGGCCUCAGCCCUUGAAAUUCCACUGUGGCUUUAGCAGGGCGAACGCUUGGCCUGGUUCUGCCCCGAGCCCGCAGCCCCGACAGGCAAGGCUGGUUUUGGCGAAGUCCCACCUGGGGGCCUGGAGUGCAGGGGAGAGGUGGAGUGGGGUUCAUCUCAAACACAGAUCCCAGAUUGUGCCAAAGGCCAACAGCCCCCCAGUCCCCUCCCCACCCCCAGCCGAGGCUGAGUCAGGACAGAGCCACAGAGGCAUCGAAAAGCACAAGAAGAUGGAGACCUUUAAGCUCUGACCUUGGCUCCAUCCCGAGAAGUCAGUGGACGGCCCCCCGAAGGGCGGACCCCAGCAGAUCCCUGCCCACCUGUCUUUCCUCCAAUGUACAUAGAUCAGAUCGGGGAGGAGAUGAGGAGGCAAGAUUCCCUUGCAACCUAGGUGUUUGGGGUCGGGAGCCCCCCCAUCAGGUUUGUCUGUGUUUGCACCUCUCCCGUGUCUGAGGUGCUGUGACUGUACCCCCUCCUGCCCUGGGACAUUUGUAUCUCCCGGCUUUGUAAUAAAUGCUGCAUACUCUCCGGA